Hevea brasiliensis (rubber tree) is the source of this 2821-nucleotide messenger RNA. RefSeq names its product ankyrin repeat-containing protein NPR4-like. Gene Ontology annotation, molecular function: protein binding. The transcript is spliced from 7 exons. The record is from RefSeq and is a predicted model, not a curated record. The coding region runs from base 1064 to 2470 and encodes 468 amino acids. Lineage: Eukaryota; Viridiplantae; Streptophyta; Magnoliopsida; Malpighiales; Euphorbiaceae.
AAUUGCUUGUUUUCUUGUUAAUUUCUUUACGGAGAUUAGUCUGUGCAAAGGAGCAUUCAUUCCGGCUAUUCUGGCCUCCGUCAGCAUAGCCUCACAUGGCUACUGAAAGACAAAGAAAUACAAAGCGAGGACACAUGGAUAUGCUUGAAGAAAUGAAAGAAGUUUAUUGCGCAAUCUCGGAUAGAAACUGGGAUGGGUUGAUUAAUUACUAUAAGCGUCGUCCUGAGCACCUGCUGUCUCCGGUGAAUAUCAAUGGUGAUAGGGUAUUUCACUUGGCACUGAACAGCAAAAAGAAGAAACCAUUUGAAGAUCUUCUUGAAAUUGUCACUUCUAGGGCAUUUCCGGAAAAUACCGUUCGGGAUAUCAUCCUUACGGAAAACGAAGAGAAAAACAAUAUUCUUCACGAGGCUGCCAUCGUUGGAAACUUUGAGGUCAUAAACUUCCUGGUCGAUGGCCCCUACAAAGAACUAGUAAAGAAGCUACUUGGGCUUAAAAAUGUGGACGGCGAGGUCCCACUGUUUACAGCUGCUGCAUUUGGUAGGACAAAAAUAGUCAAGUUCUUAGCGAGUCAAGAAGGACAGAUUGAAAUAACAAAUAAAGGACAAACAAUUCUCAAUAAGAUAGCAAAGGAUAGCAGAAAAAGAUAUGUUGAUGGGAAAUCUAUCCUUCAAAUUGCCAUGGAAGGACAACACUUCGAGACUGCUUUGUGGUUGGUUAAUCUUGAUGCAUCACUUACAGUGUGGAAAGACACCACUUCAGUGUCGGAGGAUGAAGAAGGCACGAUUGCACAGAAAACUUCUGAGCCCCAGCAAAGGAUAAACAAGGAGAAAAAAAAGUCGUUGGGGGAAGAAAUUCCCUCGACUUCAGAGUCGAAUGGGGUGAAAGUCGUCCGUCUGCACCGACAACAGCUCUGCCCCAACUAAAAGGAAAAAAGGAGGAAAGCGAGGAUGAGCGCAGUAUAAGUGCAAAGUCGUCGAAGGAAGAAACUCCCAAGGUUUCAGAGUUUGAGAAGGGUGAAAGUCGCCCGAUUGUUCGGAAAACUGCUCUUCAUGUUCUCGCUGAUAUGCCUUCUGCUUUCUGGAGUGGAUACACCGUGGGGAACAUUUUUGAAUACUUGGUUUACUUUUGCAUUCCCGGCAUAGAUGUGGAAGAAAAUGACAAUCAAGAGGCAGAUUCAAGAUUGCAGGAAGAUUUGGAGAGUGGCAAAACAUGCAAUCCAGAAAGCAGUUUAUUCCACAACUUUGUGGCUCAUUUGAGAGAAUCAAAAUGUGCCAGACGAUUGACUCGCAAAAUCAUUGAAGGAUGCCCAGUAGCGGGAAGAAUAUGGGAAGAGAAGAGAAAGCACAAAUUUGCUUUGCAACUUGCCAAGAGGUUAAUAAGGAAUACUGUUUGGGUGGAAGAAUUUGAUUCAGAUCAAUUUAACUGGAGUAGAAUUCCCUUAUUAACUUCAGGGAGGCCAUCCCCUUUGUUUAUCGCAAUUAAGACAGGAAUACUAGAGAUUGUCAGUGAAAUUAUUGAUGCGAUUCCUCAGUAUUAUGUGGACCUUCGUAACAAUAAAGGUCAGAGCAUAUUGCAUUGGGCUGUGAUGUACAGACGCGAGGAGAUUUUCGACCUGUUAAAAGAUAAGGGAAUGUCAUGGGAUAAGAUGGCUCGGAAAAUUGAUGAUGAUGGUAACACCUUGCUGCACCUUGUUGCGGACACCAAGCACUACACUGGAGGCACCAAGCCCGGUCCUGCACUCCAACUACAAGAAGAGUUACAGUGGUUUGAUCGUGUGAAGUCGGUUGUUCCCUCUUACUAUCCCUUGCUUCGAGCAAAAAUGAGUAAAGAGUGCCAAAAUGGGCUAAAAUUUGCGCGUGUGAUUGCAAAAGAGGAAUUCAAAAAUCCUUUGACUCCAAGAAUGCUCUUUGAAUUGACGCACAAAAAACAACUUGAAGAAGCGCAGACAUGGAUUAAGGAAACCUCUCAGUCAUGCUCUACUGUUGCUGCCCUUGUUGCCACUGUUGUUUUUGCUGCUGCCUACACUGUACCUGGAGGUGUUAAUGAAAGGGGCUUUCCUGUUUUCCUACGUGCUCCUUAUUUCAUAUUUUUCACCGUCAUGGAUGUGAUUGCCUUAGCGUUCUCCCUAACUUCAGUUGUGGCUUUCCUCUCCAUCCUCACUUCUCCAUUUGAAUUUGAUGAUUUUCGUCGCUCUAUCCCUUGGAAACUUAAUUUUGGCUUCAUUUUGCUCUUCUUCUCGGUGAUUAGUGCCAUGCUUGCAUUCGGUGCCACCAUAUUACUAGUCAUUCGUUCUGAGAAAGAAUGGACAACAAGUCUCAUUUCCAUUGCUGCUUUCUUUCCUGUAUCGGUAUUCACAAUAUUACAAAUCCAUCUAUAUCGGACACUAAUACAAGAUGCUUUUGAAACAGCUUGGAAAAUUCUUCCUUGCUUUGGAAUGUUUUCUCAAUCCCGAGCAAGAAAGCAACAUUGAUAGUUAUUAUAAGAGUGUUAGAUUCUUAUCCCUGUUUCAGUUAUAAAGAUUAGUUUGUUUGUUGUAUUUGAUCACAUAGUUUCAUAUAGUCAUCUGUUGUUUCUAUCAGCUAUAAUUUUGUACUAUAAAAGCUUUGUACUUGUGUUGUUCAAUGCACAACUAUUGGAAAGUGAGAUAUUUUGCUGUUGGAAAUUUUUUAUGUAAUGUGUUAGUUCAAAAAGGAAUGGCUUUCCAUGUUUGUCGGAAGAAUUAAAGGAAAUUUGUCUAAGUGUUAGGUGUGUGUUUAUUAACUUGUAAAAGGCAUUCCUUUGCCAAUAAAAAGGAAGAGUGCUAGAGCUUUGAGACGUGUAU